AUGACUGCUACCUCGCCGUCGAGGCCGCCGCUCCCGCCGAACAUAACCACAAAGUCGUCCUCUACAGCCUCAUUGUCGCAACUGAGCGUUGUAGCAGGCAACAAGACCCCUUCAGAGCCCCGAGCGUCCUCUCGCAUCCCCCCUGCUGGCCGUCGAGAUGCUCAGAUCCUGGACCCUACCUCGGAGAGUGCAACAUUGUCCCUGAUCAGGAGAACCUUGGUGACGGAUGGAAACCACGGAGCAGAUCCAAGAGCAUCCCCUAGGCCGAUUGAAGGGAUCUUACCGCCACUCACCAGCUCAAACGAGGUCGAUGUCCAGCUGUAUGCCAUCGUCGCAAUCAUCAUCAAGGACUUUGUCAACUCAUGGUACUCGAAGAUCACUCCGGAUCGAACUUUCAUAGAUGAGGUCAUCCAGAUCAUUGCACACUGCAGCCGAGCGCUCGAACAAAGGUUCCGGCAGAUUGACGUGACGGAGCUGUUCCUGGAUGAGCUGCCGGUGCUAGUUGAACGACAUAUACAUGCAUACAGAACGGCAACAACGGCUCAGGCCGCGCUGCAGUAUGGAGAACACCCUCGCCGAAUCUACCACUCUCUCAAUCCGCAUCCAGCUCUUGACCCUUGGCUCACCGACGAGGAACAACGCCGCCGCGAGUCAGCCUACCGUCAGUUGCUGGUCCAAGGGGCCCUCGCCGUGCUUCUGCCUACGGAGGACCUGGCAAACGCUUGUCUCAGAACUCUGGUGACGGACAUUAUUGCGGAUCUCAUCCUUGGACAAGCACUGGCAGAGAAAGUCUGUCAGCCAUGGUUUCUACAUGGAGCUGUCUCCAAGCUUGUGGAGAUCGUGACAUCGGCCCCUUCAAAGGCCGCUACCAACAAGGCAAUCGUUCGACAACAAGAACGCCAAAGCCGUCUUGAGAAAUUUGGCCUAUUGACUGACAACACAGCGGAUCAAGAGGAUUAUUCGUCGACACGACACCAAUCAUCGCUUAGCGCCUGGUUUUGGACACUGCUGCAGUACACCUUUGUCGCAUAUCAGUCCAUGCGAUUCAUUCUCGUCGGCAUGUCACAUGCGCAGACGCUGCCUCCAAGGGUCCGCUCUCGGUGCGUUGACACGCGUGGCCCAUCGUCGCCGUCGAAAGGAAACUCUCUCUCAUCAGCGCACGGCAAAUCGGACCCCGACGUCUUGUCCACCCGCGCCAUCCUUGAUUACAGGAUAUUCUCGUGCAUUUCUACCAUUCUGGAUUUGUCGAUUCGCAUGCCGUGGCUUGCGGCUUCGUUGAGCUUCUGGCAGCACAUCCUGGUUGAUGGUCCUGGUGGCCUCGGUUCUGCAAGCUCAACCCUGGACAAGUUUCUGUACCAUAUCUUAACCAGGCGUGUUUUCUCGCCAUCCCUUCUUCCACCUUUACUGCUCCAAGUGCGGGCAACUCUUUUCCCGAACAACUCGAUGGGACCGCCAGCUCCUCCGCCGCCAUCGAUCGAAGAGGCAGCAUCCAUUCGGUCAAAGGCUGCCAGAGACAUUCUUUCCCUUUUCCCCAAACCUGUGGCCAGCAAGCUCUUUGCUGUCACUGUCGAAGACGAAAAGGAGACCCAAGAUGUAAUGAGUACAGAGAUCGAGGACAGUAUCUUGUGCUGGACGAAUGACUUAGACCUGAACAAGUACCUGGUUUACUCAAUCUUGGAGCAUAUUCUACUCAGACUGGUGCCGGAAAUGGAAGGGAAGACUCCUAGUGAGAUAUUAGCCGAUAGAGGCAUUGCACUUGACGACGCGAAAGAAGGUGAGGAUAUGGUGCUUGUUGAUAUUGGGCAUAAUGGAAAAAUGUAA
Exophiala spinifera is the source of this 1821-nucleotide messenger RNA. RefSeq lists its product as uncharacterized. Gene Ontology annotation, molecular function: phosphatidylinositol binding. The transcript is spliced from 3 exons. NCBI's taxonomy places the organism in Eukaryota, Fungi, Ascomycota, Eurotiomycetes, Chaetothyriales, Herpotrichiellaceae. The coding region runs from base 1 to 1821 and encodes 606 amino acids. Gene Ontology annotation, biological process: protein targeting to lysosome; endosome to lysosome transport; early endosome to late endosome transport. Gene Ontology annotation, cellular component: early endosome; late endosome; extrinsic component of endosome membrane. The record is from RefSeq and is a predicted model, not a curated record.